Molecule: messenger RNA, 2479 nt
Organism: Humulus lupulus (European hop)
Lineage: Eukaryota; Viridiplantae; Streptophyta; Magnoliopsida; Rosales; Cannabaceae
Product: phosphatidylinositol:ceramide inositolphosphotransferase 3
Exons: 11
Coding region: 1142-2017 (291 amino acids)
Biological process (GO): ceramide biosynthetic process
Cellular component (GO): endoplasmic reticulum membrane; Golgi membrane; trans-Golgi network
Molecular function (GO): inositol phosphoceramide synthase activity; sphingomyelin synthase activity; ceramide cholinephosphotransferase activity
Source: RefSeq, a predicted model, not a curated record
AUUCUAUCUCUAUCUUGCUAAGAGUAAUGAUACCAAACUGGAUUUCGUGGCUGGACCGGUAAGUAUGCAAGUUUGCUUCAACUCGAAUGAAAUACAGACUUGGGAUGAAAGUCUAAGAGAAGUGAAACUGAGGAUUCCAGUCAGAUAAGAGUUGGUUGACUUUGUGGGAUUAGCCUUCCUUUUUUUCAUCACAUAAAACUACCCUUUAUCACACAAUAGAUGAGAAACUUUAAAUAUAUAUAUAUAUAUAAAAGGAAAAAAAAUUAGGCAUGGAGUUUGCCUAUUAGCCAAGCCUCAACUAAAAAAUAUUGCAAACCUUACCACAUAAGCGGUGUGCUUCUUGUUAUUUAUUUGGCAUGAUUUUAAUUUGUAAUGCCUUUUUUUCUUUUCAAUUCAACUUAAUAAAAUGCUCGUUUUAUUGUUUUCUUUGGUUAAUGAGUUUCCAAAUUUUCUAACUAAAAAAUAAAAUAUUUUUAACAAUUUUUUUUAUUAAACAAAUUUUUUUCCGAAGAUUAAAAAAAAAGAGAUUUUUUUUUUUUAUCUCUUAUUCAUGAUGAACCAUAAAAUGUAGGCCUGAUAUACCGAUUCUGAGCCCCUCAGUAGGGCCUUCGUCGCAAGAUUGUGAUUCGUGACACUCAUCUUCAAGACCAAAGAAAAUACGCUCAUUUCCACACUAAUCAUUUUAAUGGACGGAUCUCCCAUAUUCUAGUCAUCAAUGGCUUUGAUCGACGGUCAAUAUUUACACAACGAGCUCUUUAGAAUCACUUCCCCUGAAACUAUUGCCCGGGAGAUUUAUAAAAAUAAUAAUUAAAAAUACAAUAUGCAAUUUAUUACUUUUUCUUUAAAAUAAAAGAAUUAUUUAGAAGUUGCACCCCAAGUUUAGAACUUUCUUCUCAACUGCCUCGUUCAAGAGAGUGAGAUAGAGAGAGAAGAGCGAGAAGAGUUGCUUUGGAUUAGAUAUUGGUGAAAAUCUGUUUUUGUAUUAGAUACUUCCGAAAUUUAAAUAUGUGAUUUUAAAAAUUGAAAUUCGGAACAGAAAAUGUUGAAUUGUGUAUAGAAUUUGGCAUUUUUUACGGAUAGUGAUUAAUGUCGAACUUUAAUUUCAUCAUAACAUCAUCAUCAUCAACACCGUAAUUGUGUCAUGACAAUGCCGCUUCACGUCGCUCGUGAGGCUCCAAAGCUAUGGAGGAAAAUUUGCGCAGAGACAUCUGUAGAGGUUUCGCUUCUUUCCGAGAAUUGGAAGUACCUUCUUGCUGGAAUUUUUUUUCAGUAUUUACAUGGCUUGGCUGCUCAUGGAGUUCACUAUCUGCAUCGCCCUGGACCAACACUUCAGGACACCGGGUUCUUACUUCUUCCGGAGCUUGGUCCAGAGAGAGCUUAUAUGAGUGAGACUCUUUUCUCUGUCAUCUUUUUUUCCUUCAUAUUGUGGACUUUUAAUCCGUUCUUUUUCCAAAGUAAAAGAAUAUAUACAGUCCUCAUUUGGUGCAGGGUUCUAGCUUAUUUAGCUGUUUCUCAAAUUCUACGGAUUAUGACAUUCUAUUCCACUCAACUUCCUGGUCCGAAUUAUCAUUGUAGAGAGGGUUCAAAACUUGCAAGGCUUCCCCCUCCAAAGAGUGCAAUUAAAGUGCUUUUAAUCAACUUUCCUCAUGGGGCUAUAUAUGGCUGUGGUGAUUUGAUAUUUUCAUCACAUAUGAUUUUCACCUUGGUAUUUGUACACACAUAUCAAAAGUUCGGAACAAAGAGAUGGAUUAAGCAGUUUGCUUGGGUACUUGCUGUGAUUCAGAGCCUUCUAAUUAUUGCAUCUCGCAAGCACUACACUGUUGAUGUUGUUGUUGCUUGGUACACGGUAAACCUGGUAGCAUUUUUUGUUGACAACAAAUUGCCAGAGUUGCCUGACCGAUCCAUUGGUUCUACCACUCCACAACUUUUACCAUUGAGCACAAGAGAUAAGGAUUUCAGGAACAAAGAAGAGCAUCAGAGAUUCAUAAAUGGAAAUUCAGCCGAUACUACAGACUGAGUAUGGAAAAUCAGUUAAUAUCUUUAACCAUCAUUUCUAGUUUCACUUGCACUUGAUACUGAAUGUUUUCCAUUAUGUAUAAAUUCCGCUUUCUUCUAGCUAUAGGAACAAAUGAAUCACAAGAUUUCAGAUUAGGAACUUCCACAGAAAAUUGCAGAACAUUGAUUCAACUAGCCAAAGCUGAAGAUAGUUUUGGUGUUACAGUUUUAUAUUUUGUUUUGUUCCUUAAAGUUUGUUUUCAGAGUAAACCUUAAUUGUAUAUUGUGGAAUGUGUAAAACGAAAUUGAAUGCUUUUUUUUUGGGGUGGGGGGGAAUUAAUCUGAAUUAUUACAUGUAUUAUUAGAAGUCACAUGCCAUUUGGUUUAGUUGAUAUCCCCAGUUCCCCACACGUACUGGUUGUACCAUCAUUUUUCUUUGUUAAAAAUAAAAAUGAAGGGGAGACAGAAAGUCUCCAUUUUCAGA